AUGCUUAUUUCAUGUUAUUUUAAUUGUGCUUUCUCCCCCCCCCCGCAGUUUGUCAACAAUCAAAAGCUGGACCUUUGUGCGGCGCUGGUGCGUUCGGGCGACUGGAAGAGUGCCCAACAGAUACUUGAUCGUUUUCCAGGUCACUGGAUUGGUUCACAUGCUCCCCUGAACAAGGCCAUCUGUGAUCUCAUUCACUUUUUGGUCGACCCUCUGUAUGAAAGCGUCUGCCCCCUGCCCAGCUGUCUUAUGAAAUGUCGCAAGAAACCACAAACGCCCGAACUCUUUGCCACUGGAUCGACUACCGUACUAGACCUACAACCCGCUACCGACUUUCAGAGCCUUGGUCGCUUCGUCUUACCCAUCACCGGCUACCUGGGACCCUUCCUCUCGCACGAUGUGGUCCUGAUAGUGAAGCUCUGUCGCAUCUGCAUCCCCUACGUCUCCCUGCUUGCCUCACGUAAAGCCUCUCCGGACGUUGUCUACCAGGCCAUUUUUAACAUGCUCGAUGAGUCCAUCCUACCCGCCCUGAACAUGGUG
Dibothriocephalus latus is the source of this 537-nucleotide messenger RNA. The record is from the annotation of a GenBank genome assembly. NCBI's taxonomy places the organism in Eukaryota, Metazoa, Platyhelminthes, Cestoda, Diphyllobothriidea, Diphyllobothriidae.